Molecule: messenger RNA, 2444 nt
Organism: Emys orbicularis (European pond turtle)
Lineage: Eukaryota; Metazoa; Chordata; Testudines; Emydidae
Gene: KLHDC2
Product: kelch domain containing 2
Exons: 14
Coding region: 93-1316 (407 amino acids)
Molecular function (GO): protein binding
Source: RefSeq, a predicted model, not a curated record
GCUGCCGGGAGCGGAAGUCGGCCGCGGCGGAUGUUGACAGUGGUGACCCACAACAGGCUGGGUGGCCCGCUGAGGAAUAGCCCUGUAUCAAAAUGGCUGAUGAUAAUGAAGAGCUGCAGGCAGAUGAAGAGCUCCCAGCUCCCGCUGAGGACAACUUUGAGCAGCUGGAGAACAGCAGCCCCGCAGAGCGCAGUGGGCAUGUAGCAGUCACUGAUGGGCACUGCAUGUUUGUUUGGGGAGGCUAUAAGAAUGCUCAAGUUAGGGGAUUUUAUGACUUCUAUCUGCCUAGAGAUGAAAUAUGGAUCUACAGCAUGGAAACUGGAAGAUGGAAUAAAAAAAAAACAGAAGGAGAUGUUCCACCUUCCAUGUCAGGCAGUUGUGCUGUGUGUGUAGACAAAGUAUUGUAUUUAUUUGGAGGGCAUCAUGCACGUGGCAAUACAAACAAGUUCUACAUGUUAAACUCCAGAUCCAAGGACAAAGUGUUGCAGUGGGUUAGAGUAGAAUGUCAAGGUGUUCCCCCCUCAUCAAAGGACAAACUUGGAGUUUGGGUUUAUAAAAAUAAGCUAAUAUUUUUUGGAGGUUAUGGUUAUUCGCCUGAAGGGAUACCAAUAGGAACUUUUGAAUUUGAUGAAACCUCUUUUUGGAACUCAGGUCAGCCUAGAGGAUGGAAUGAUCACGUACAUGUUCUGGAUACUGAAACCUUUUCUUGGAGCCAGCCCAUAACCACGGGUAAAUCCCCCUCACCCCGAGCAGCCCAUGCCUGCGCUACAGUUGGGAACAGAGGCUAUGUGUUUGGAGGCAGAUACCGAGAUUCUAGAAUGAAUGAUCUUUAUCAUCUUAAUUUGGACACAUGGGAGUGGAAUGAAAUAAUUACACAAGGCAUUUGCCCAGUAGGCCGAUCUUGGCAUUCCUUAACUCCUGUUUCAUCAGAUCACCUAUUUCUCUUUGGAGGGUUUACCACCGAUAAGCAGCCACUGAGUGAUGCUUGGAUUUAUUGUAUCAGUAAGAAUGAGUGGAAACAGUUUGAGCAUAAUUAUUCUGAAAAACCAAGGCUGUGGCAUACAGCUUGUGCAAGUGAAGAAGGAGAGGUGAUUGUUUUUGGUGGCUGUGCCAACAACUUGCUUGCCCAUCACAAAGCAGCGCAUAGUAAUGAGAUACUUGUGUUUUCUCUACAACCAAAAUCUCUCGUAAGGCUGUGCCUAGAAGCAGUCAUUUGCUUCAAAGAGAUAUUAGCCAACUCAUGGACCUGCCUCCCAAAGCACUUGCUUCACAGUGUCAAUCAGCGGUUUGGAAGUAACAAUACAUCUGGCUCUUAAGACUUCUGCUAUCAGUUACUUCUGUGAACGACCUCUGCAUGGAUGAGCAAUUCUAAAAGAUGUAAUAAUUUUACCAACCACGUGUGGCAGAUGUGAGACUUGUAUAAAUAUCUGCAUUGUUGUUGGUAGUAGCUUGUUGGUUGUAAGUUGCAUGUGAAUGGCUUAGAGAGAACCUAUUUUUGUGUAAAGAUGUUUGCAAUAAAUGUAUUUAAUGCAAGUUGAAAUGUAUCAGUGCCUAAGCUAAGUUAAACCAGUAAUGGUUUGUUCAACUUAAUGCCACUCACUUCAUUACGUGAUGAUAGAGUAGUUUUCCUAUCCUAAAUUACUUCAGAGUGUGUCAAUGCAGGGAGAAACACUGUUUAAGGAGUUACCAUUCAAGGAUUUGUGGGUAGUUGCUGAAUUUCUGGGUCUUAGUUUGGCAAAUGCUAGAAGUAUUUUCAGGCACUAAUGUUCUUUAGGACACCAUUAAUAGGAAAGAACAAUGACUCUUUAGCAUUAGUCAACAUGAUAGAGUAGUUUUAGUCUGUAUUAGCAUCUCACAGAUAGGAAUAAGACAGGUUCCUAACAUGUUUGACCACAUGAGUUUACGGUCAGAGAAACUGCUAUUUUAAUUUAGUGCUAGGAAUAGCUCACCAGCUUAAGGUUUAGAACUUUUAAAAAGUUUGAGUUGUUUAGACACAAAUGUAGAGGGAUGGUGACAAAGUGUCAUGUUGUUAUGGGGUUAUUUAAGAGCUGUAAGUGUGAGUGAUAAGUAGACAUUGUAUUCUGUCUUAAUCCUGUAGUGAGUGUGAAAAUGCUUUAGUCAAUCAGUAGUUAAGUGUCAAAACUAGACCAGGCAUGUCUAGGAGUAGCCAAAAGCACAAACUGCCAGUUUGCCAGGAAUGGCUUGAUUAUUAAUGUCUUCAGCAGCUUCCAUAUUCAGAGCUUUGUGCAUAUUGUGAAGCUGAUGACUAACAGCUGCCAGGCUCUGUUCAGCUUCACUAGUUUAAAAACUACUGAAAGUACAUCGUAUGUGAGCAGCAACCAGCACUAGAGUCCUUCUGGCUCUGCUUUGUCUCCCAGGAAUCAGGAGGCAUAGGCCACCACUGAUCCAGUGGAGGGGUUGAGAAACUAAUAAAUGGCUUGUGA